Bradysia coprophila is the source of this 1669-nucleotide messenger RNA. It is a transcript of the gene ImpE3, whose product is annotated as Ecdysone-inducible gene E3. Lineage: Eukaryota; Metazoa; Arthropoda; Insecta; Diptera; Sciaridae. The record is from RefSeq and is a predicted model, not a curated record.
AUGUGCUGAAAGACCGGUAUAUCGGUGUCGAUGGUAGCAAGAGGCAACAAUAAAAUAUCGUCAUCAACAUCGGAUACCUCUUAAAAGAUAUCAAAGCGUUAUUGAUUUGAAGUUCAAGAAUUUAGUUCGCUGAGGUUUGGUGAACUACUUAGUUGGUUCAUUGAAUCGGUGUAGAGAGAGAAAUUUUUAGAAAAAAUAUUUUUCUUUUGUGUGUGAUGUGGUACAUUUCUAUGUGAUUUAUGACAGAAUUGCGCGAAUGGUUUUUGCUGUGCUUAAUUGAAAAGUGUUGAAACAAACAUUAAAGACAAUUUUAUUGAACAUGGUCGAUGUUGAUGUGAUAAUGAAAAUGAUUCCCAGAAUAUAUGCAAUUUGGAUAAUUUUUGGAAUAGCUGCAAUUACAUCAAAGGUGCACAGCGUAACGGAAAAACAAAUGUAUAAUGCACCACCAGUGCCAGGAUUACCAGAAAACACGGAUCCAACUCAACCAACAAGCACCAUUAAAGCAAAACCGGGCGAAGUUCUGUUAAGUAACAGUUAUUUGCCAGCUGUUAUGCAAGCGGUUGCUUAUUAUGUUGAAUUAAUUCAAUAUGAACCGCAGUAUAUGACAACCAUUGAACCGCCAUAUACCGUGGCCGUUGUCGGGCAACCCGUUCAAUCCGAAGAGUUCACUUCAACCGUAAGUACAACACAAAGAACCACGCAACGAACAACUUAUUCAACAACAACUAGACCUACGACAAGACCGACGUGGUAUUCAACAACAACUAGACCUACGACAAGGCCGACAUGGUAUUCAACAACAGUGGCUCCACUUACGACAAGGUACACAACAACAACGACUGCUGCUACAACGAAACCUACGACACAAUCGACAUGGUGGUCAACGACGACAGCUAGGCCAACAUAUCAAUAUACGACUAAACCAACAAUACCAUCGACCCGACAGACGACUCAACGACCAUGGUAUGCGGAUCAAACAACACAUGCCCAUAAUCCAGGAUACUAUCAGCCGUCGAGUCCGUUGUACGAUUAUCCAGACUCAGCACACAGACCGACUCAAAAACCGCAAACUGGUAAUUUACCAUUGCUCAGCAUAUCGCAAACUCAAUUCUUUGAUUGGUUUUUGCAAAUGAAGACGAAGGGCUUGUCAGAGAUGUCCGAAUACGAUUUACAAUUUCUACAUCAACUUCCUUCGGGACUAUUACAGGACAUCCUGUAUGAACGAUACGAACAGCCGGCGUUUUUAGACAAAGAUAAUGUAGAUGAGUUCCGUAAAGUUUACGAUGACUUUUAUGGACGCAAUCAACCUGUUACUGGCAGAAAGAAAGUACCACCCACUAAACCAUACGUUCAAUUGUUGAUGUUGUAUGAUUUACUCAAACGUGAAGCGAAGAAACUGAUGUUAAAUAAAUUCCAGGGAUACUCACCCGAAAUGCUGGAGGAAUUGCAUAAAACAUCUCAGGGAUCUGCAGAGCGUCAAUUGCACACUCUUCUGUACAGAAUGAUAACGCAGGACGACGUUAAUAAGCCAGAUAUUGUGGUACGCGUUACGGCUAUUAUUGAAGAUCUGAUCACGCCGGAAUCAACUUUAGCAAUGGCUUUACGGUACAUUCCUCCACUUGCCUUUGUGCCAUAAUUUAGUGAAUAAAAAGUAACUUAUAUACCAACU